AUGGCGGCAGCAGUGGGAGCCCCUAGCCCGCUGAACCCGGCUGCGAUCAGUUUCGUGAGCAGGUCAGAGAGCGGCGAGUCGGAGGCAGGGGACUCUCCCGUCCAGCGGUGCAGUAGCCCGGACAGCGAGGCGCAGUGCUCCCAGCCGCUGCCAGAGGGCAUCCCCGCGAUGGAGCUGCCGCGGCAGGAGGAGCCUGAGCACGGUGGCGGCGGGGAGGCCAACGGGCGGGACGUCAUCCCGGCGCCCGCCCCCCGCGCGGGCCUGUCUCGCCAGCGCAGCAGCAGCAGCGGCAGCCUGCACCGCUCCGGAAGCGCCUCGCCGCCCCUGCCUGUGAUGGCCCACCCAGGCAUGGUGCCCACCUACGGCUGGGGUGCGCCCUACCCUGUGUACCACGUCUAUCCACCUCCACACCUCGCCGAUGGACCCAUGGAGCGAUCCGCCUCGCCGCCCGCCGUGUUCCCCAACGGAGGCUCCCCGCCGCUUCCCACCGGCUUCAUCAGCGUGCCUCUGCACGCCAUGGCCGACCCUGGCAGCCCCACCAGCCGCCACAUGUACGGUGGCAGCCCGCCACCCUAUGGCAGCAGCCCACCCUAUGGCGGCAGCCCGCCCUAUGGCAGCAGCCCGCCAGGCAUGGCGGGGAGCCCUCCAGGCAUGAUGUACCUGCCGCCGCCGCCGCCCAUAGUGCACCACAGCGGCGAGUAUGGCAUGGCGCACGCGGCAGCGGCGCGUCACGGGCGUGGCGACGGGGGCAGCGGCGGCGGCGGCGGCGGGCGCCGCCAGCAGCAGCGGCGGCGGCGGGGUGGGGACGAUGUGGAGAUUUUCAACAUCGACUCUGGCUGGAAUGUGGAGGCGCUGGAGGAUGUGGCCCACCUGCUGGGAGGCGACAGCGACGGGUGGUCGGUGGAGGCGGCCGACAGCGGCAACACGGCCGACGGCGGCGCUGAUGAGGGCGGCUGGAGCGUGGUUGCGGUCGGGGAGGAUGAGUGGGUCGAUGAUGGUGAUGAUGAUGAUGAUGAUGAGGCGGAGGAGGGCUCCCCAGGAUUGGGCAGGCAGGCAGGGACGAGCGGCGGGCCGAGCGGCGCCGCCGUGCCCGCGCAGCCCGCCACCUUCAACGGCCGGGUGCUGCGCAGCGCUGAGGAGCAGCUGCUGGCCAGCCUGCCGCGCCACCAGCUGCGCCGCCUGGAGGCUGAGCAGAGGGAGGCAGAUGAAGAGAGCGCGCGGCUGACGCCCGCGGCACGCAAGAAGGCGGCAGCGCGGCUCAAAACGCACCAGCGCCUGCGCGUGAUCGCGGGGGCGGCGGCGGGCAGGCGCCUGCGCUCUCCGCAGGGGGACCAGACGCGCCCCAUGAUGGAGAUGGUGCGGAAUGCCGUGUUCAGCAUGGUCAUGUCGCUGUACGGCUCCCCCACCAGCCUGCCGCCCACCACGCGCUGGCUGGACCUGUAUGCCGGCACGGGGGCGGUGGGCAUCGAGGCGCUGUCUCGCGGCGUGGGGCAGUGCCACUUUGUGGAGAUGAGCCCUUGGGUGGUCAGCAAGUGCCUGAUGCCCAACCUGGAGGCGUGCGAGAUGGAGAGCGCGGCGGUGGUGCACACGGGGAAGGCGGAGGAUUUCUUGCGGCGGGCGCAGCAGCUGAGCCGGUUUGCGGGGGGGGCGUUUGACUUCCUGUCUGUGUGCCCGCCGUACGAGCUGGUGGACUAUGAGGAGAUCUUCGACCUGCUGCACGCCUCGCCGCUGCUGCACGGGGAGUCGAUAGUGGUGGUGGAGUACCCCAAGAAGUUGGCCAGCCUGGUGCGGCAGCGGCUGGGGCCGCUGGAGAAGCUGCGGGAUCGGCGGUACGGGCGCACAUACAUGGCCAUCUACGGCCCCGCCGAGCAGGAGGAUGAGGACAAUUACCUGCUAGUGCUGGACAAGCUGCGGGAUCGGCAGUACGGGCGCACAUACAUGGCCAUCUAUGGCCCCGCCGAGCAGGGAUGA
Molecule: messenger RNA, 1971 nt
Organism: Chlorella variabilis
Lineage: Eukaryota; Viridiplantae; Chlorophyta; Trebouxiophyceae; Chlorellales; Chlorellaceae
Exons: 13
Coding region: 1-1971 (656 amino acids)
Biological process (GO): rRNA methylation
Molecular function (GO): methyltransferase activity
Source: RefSeq, a predicted model, not a curated record